Molecule: messenger RNA, 1194 nt
Organism: Aureobasidium subglaciale EXF-2481
Lineage: Eukaryota; Fungi; Ascomycota; Dothideomycetes; Dothideales; Saccotheciaceae
Exons: 6
Coding region: 1-1194 (397 amino acids)
Biological process (GO): meiotic DNA double-strand break formation; meiotic DNA double-strand break processing; reciprocal meiotic recombination
Cellular component (GO): nuclear chromosome
Molecular function (GO): ATP binding; DNA binding; DNA topoisomerase type II (double strand cut, ATP-hydrolyzing) activity
Source: RefSeq, a predicted model, not a curated record
AUGGACGAGAUGACAGGUGACUCUGAUCAUGAUAUGCUAUUCGAGUCCGAUCUAUCUCCUCCUGACGACCAAGAUCCUUCUCUUUCGGACGGCCCUCAACUCCGCCGUCCGAGCGAGAUUGACAGCGUCAUGGUUCGCAUUGAGGCAGUCUUCGAGACCAUAGCAGAUGCUCUUCUCAACGAACGAGCUGAUGUUAUGAUCUCUCUCACUGCUAAUCUCUCAAACGCAUUAGAAGCCACAUCUGUUCAAGGGCCAAAAGCCAUCUUCACCUUCCCAGGCAAGACUGCUACCGAGGCUUGGCGAUUCUCCGUGGUAGUCCGAAUCCUCGAGUUGAUUCAUGAGUCAAUCUCUGAUGGUGUUACGUUGACCAAGCGGCAUGUAAGUGAUCUGUAUUAUCGCGACCCAGCUCUUUUCGGCCGGCAAUCGACUGUGGACCGCUACGUCGACCAGAUUGCUGCCGCUUUCGCAGUAUCAAGAGCUUCUCUCAAUGUGAUUGCCGGUGUGAAAGGCCUCAUGGCCGGUGCUGCCAUAAUACAACGAAGAGAUGGCUCCAAAAUUGAGCUUGUCAACGUACAGAGUGGCAUCCUUGUGCCAAGCAUGGAAGAUGUCCUUUCCGUAGAUCUGAGCCGUGUCCGGUGGGUGCUCGUCAUUGAGAAAGAAGCGACGUUCCAGUCGGUCAUCUCUUCCGAAGUUUGGGAAGAAAUGAUGUGGCAUGCUGUUCUCGUCACCGGCAAGGGGUAUCCGGAUAUAGCGACCAGAGCAAUGACUUACUUCAUGAGCGCCGCUACACCUCGAAACGGCUUCGCGGAACCUCCAGUAUUUGGUCUCGUGGACUACGAUCCCGACGGCAUGGCAAUCCUACACACGUACAAGCACGGCUCGAAAAACAUGUCGGAAGAGAAUGCGACAAUUGUCGUACCAACGAUCCGAUGGAUGGGUCUGCGUAGUCGGGAUAUCUCGGACGAAGACCACACCCAUCGGAAUCAAGGAUUAAUGCCAUUGACCAGAAGAGAUCGCCACAAAGCAAGAAAGAUGCUUGACUGGCAGCCAUCGUCAGACCACGAUGAAGCAGCACAAUGGCGUCGCGAGUUGCAGGUCAUGUUGAUGCUCAAUGUGAAAGCAGAGCUUCAAAUAAUCGAUUCUGAUCCAUUUGGUCUGGAAAAUAUGAUCAGGAAUGCCGUCUCCGUUACAUGA